Molecule: messenger RNA, 3872 nt
Organism: Zonotrichia leucophrys gambelii
Lineage: Eukaryota; Metazoa; Chordata; Aves; Passeriformes; Passerellidae
Gene: TP53I11
Product: tumor protein p53 inducible protein 11
Exons: 8
Coding region: 451-1020 (189 amino acids)
Source: RefSeq, a predicted model, not a curated record
CGGGGGCCGGGCUCAGUCUGGCCGCCUGCGGGCUGCGCGGUGCCGCUGCCGCCCCCGGACCGCUCUGCCCAUGGGGCAGCCGAGCCGAGCCCUCGGGACUGUCCCCCGCCGCCGGGACCUGAGCUAGGGCGAUUGGAAGUGCCAUCAAACCCUUGGAGUGAGAAGUUCUGUAGUGCCACCUCUUUAAUUCAAGCACCACUGCUUUGUCAGAUCCCGGAGACAGCAGGAUCAUUCUGAGAUGAGCCACCUGUAAGUGGGGCCGGCCUUGUUGCCAGGGCUCCCUGCCCUGCAAGGAUGAGGAGCCAUCUGCCGGCCUAACAGGAAGACCUUGUGGCAGCGGUUGUUUUAUUUUCCCCAAACAUCGUGAAAUUUCAUGUGACAGCAGAGCCGCUUCCUGCAGCCUCUCUGUGCCCCCUGGCAGCCAAGGGCUGGUGGGGCAGGGCCAGCACCAUGGCGGCGAAGCAGCCCCCGCCGCUGAUGAAGAAGCACAGCCAGACCGACCUGGUGAGCAGGCUGAAGACACGCAAAAUCCUGGGCGUCGGCGGGGAGGAUGAUGACGGCGAGGUCCAUCGCUCAAAGAUUAGCCAAGUACUGGGAAAUGAAAUCAAGUUUGCAGUCCGGGAACCACUGGGACUCAGGGUCUGGCAGCUUGUUUCCGCCGUCAUGUUUUCCGGGGUUGCUGUCAUGGCCCUCGCUUUCCCUGACCAGCUCUUCGAUGCCAUCUUUGAGGAGGAAUCGGUGAGCAGCAAGACUCCCAUCCGGCUCUAUGGAGGAGCCCUCCUCAGCAUCGCGCUCAUCAUGUGGAACGCCCUGUACACCGCCGAGAAGGCCAUCAUCCGCUGGAGCCUGCUGGCCGAGGCCUGCUACUUCGCCGUGCAGUUCCUCGUUACCACUGUCUCCCUGGUUGAGAGUAGCCGGAUAGCCACAGGUGCCGUGCUCCUCCUGGUCAGCCGAGCCCUCUUCAUCCUCAUCAGCAUUUAUUAUUAUUACCAAGUUGGACGUCGUCCCAAGAAAGUCUAGUUCCUGGGCUUUUUUGUUAUGGGAAAGGUGGGAGGGGGGCGUUUGUGUCGGUAAUUUUGCAUUAUAAUUUUUUUAACUUUUUUUUUUUUGUUAGUCCCUUUUGGUUCUAAAGGAGUUUCUUUCUUUACCGGCAUGAAUCAGUGUGUAACCCAGUGCUGGUGGCAUUGCCAGGUGAAAUGGGGGGAGCAACAUCAGUGGGACCCCCCCAGCCCCUCUGCAGGAGGUGAGGAACAGUGGGGAGGAAGGCUCAGGGAAGUGUGUGGGCCUGGCAGGCUCAGGGAAAAAAGCCAGUUUUCUAGGGGGUACUGGCUGAUGGGAUCACAGGCUCUGAACCCACUGUAACAAAGCACAAAAUAAGGCCAGCAUAUUGGAACCAAAUCCCUGAGGAGACAGGGCAAUAAGACAACCUACAAAGGAACCGGCUACUCUACUUGGUAAGCCUUGCACCUCCCCUGGUUUAUAGCCCUUUCCUCUUUUAGCAAGUACUGACUGUCCAGGUAGCCAGGAGCUGGAUGGGGUCAAGUUCAGUGCUUUGCAAACAGCUCUUCUUUCCUCUCUGCCAGAGGUGCAUUUUUGUGUAGUUCAUAGUAUUGCACCAGAUGCUGUGUAGGGCUUGGCAGGAGAUACAGCAAAAGAAGAGGGAGACGCCUCGUUGUUCCCUCUGCAGGGACAGCACUGGGAACGGUGGAGCAACUUGAAUUACAAGAUGUGAGAACUGAAGUAAGCUAUUGGAAAUAGCCCAUUGAGCACAAAGACAUCCCCUCAUUUGGGGUGUUUCAUGAAGUUUCUAGGCUGGGGUCCUGUCCCCUUCACCCCAGAAGACUUCCUACAGUUGAAGCUUUACUGACGGUAGUAGCAGUGGUGAGUGUGCAGUAGCUUUAUCUGAUUAGUUGAGCAGGAGCUGGAGUGCUGUUGUGGUUAGCACUGGUAAGAGCAGAGGACUGUAACAGUAAGAGCAUCUGCACAGAUGCUUGGGUCAGUGAAUAGCCUCUAGAUAUGGGCUCUGGCUGUGGGAGAUGGUGUUCCAACUCUGCUAAUAUCUGCAUCACAUCUCUUCUGACCUUGAGAAGAGAAGACCAAAGUUUGUAGCAUUAAGAUAUUAAAUAUUUAACUGAGAUGAAGAACAGCAAGGAGCGGAGCGUAUGAUGGCAAGGACAGACUGAAUGUGCUUUAGUACUCACUAGCCAAUUUCUCCAACAUUUCCUGGGCUUAACAGCAUUGCCUGCCCUGCUUCCUAGUGCUUUCCUUGUGGAUUAUCCCUGUCCACAGCUUGAGGCAGCAUUUUUUAUUCUCCAUGGGACUAAAGCCAGAAAGUCUGUGUACAGGAUAUGGACUUGUUACUCAUGCACUACUGUUGACUGGAUCAAAGCACGCCCUGGAAUAUAGCUGAUGUUCCAAAAUCCCAGUAGAAAGAUUUCUACACAAACAGGACUGCUUGUGUAAACAACAGUCGUCAAGCCACUGGUAAGACUGGGAUCUACAGCUAUUGCUGUUUAAUAUCUUAGUAGAGUUAGAAGAAGGUAGUGGGUAGUUAUUGUAUGUUGUGUUAGUGCUUUUGGCAUUUAGAAGCAGCUGCAUAAGCUUGGGACACUGUGUGCAUUGUACUUACUGGCCAUGCAAAAUGUCUGUCACAUAAGAAUAUUGGAAAUUGUUAAAUCAGGAAACAUCACAAUUGUAACUUAGUUUUUUUGCUUAAUAAGUAAAUCAAAGGGAGAGGCAACAUCCAACAGCAGGCUAAAUUCUGGAGCCUCACAACAAUACACGCUUGUCAAGCUGCUUUCAGCACAUCCAAAAAUGAUACUGAGCAACUAAAACUUUUAAUUAAGAAGAGUGUUCCUGUUCAGAUGGAAGAAUUGGGGUCUAAGAGGCAAACCUUUCCCUGUGAGGCAGAUAAUGGUCAAAUGCAGGAUGGAGAGAAUCAGAAAUUAGACCAAGUGGAGCAGCAUGCAGGAGCUGGAGCAUGGCAUGCUGUGGCUGUUGCUCUCUCCCUGUGCAUCACCUGCAUGGGCAGCUGCAGUGGCCUCAGUGUGGCACUUUGGCUGUAGUUGUGGGUAUAGGUACGUGAAGCUUGAUUCUUUGUGUUUUGGGGUGUCACAUGAAUGUAUACACAGAGUGAUGGUUGGUUUUUGUGGGGGUGGGAAAUUAUGUUUCUAGGACAGAUAAGUAGAACCUACCACAGCAAAAAAAGCAGUCUUACAGGAGAAGAAAUUGGGAGGUCUUCUUCAUGCUGCCUCCCAUCUGUGUUGGCCACAGGUCCCAUGAACUUAGUUAUGACUCGGGUCUGAUUACUCUACCUUAAAAUGUCAUCCCAUAGGUGAGAGAAAUGAGUUACUGCACUAUGUGAGAGCAGUACUCCAAGGACUUCUUGAUGGUUAGAUCAGGUAGGAGGGUGGGGGAAGCAGUUACAGGUCUCCAGGGUAGCUUUAAAUAAGGUAAGAUUAGAUUAGAUUUCUCUGGUUCCCUGAUUAGCAGCUGCUUGUGCAAAACUUGUAACGGUCAGCCACUUCUAGGUUUGGUGGUCAGUGUUUUUUUUGCUCUACCAUAGAGCAAUGCCUGGGGGAGUGGCCACUUAAAAGAUUUCAUGCUACUUGGUACCUAGUCCUGAAAGUGGAGACAUGAAGUUGUUUUGAUGCUUCUUUCUCCAUCUUGCUAUAAGUGUACCAUGUAGAAAAUACAGAGCUCUACACCUCCUCUACAACUAAGCUGUGGUUCCUGGCAUGUCCCUUCUUAGCAGCGAGGAGCUGCAGGAGAAACAUUGCCAGGCCCACUGGAGGUGGUGAGUGUGUAGCAGGUGAGGCCUGGGAGGGAGUUGCUCAGGGUGGCGUGAGGAUGGAGGCCAGGCAGAGCACUGC